AUGCCCGGUGCUCUGGUCGUUACCCCAGUUCCUAUACGAAAUGUUUCCAUGGAAGCUCCUUCAGGCUUUGUUCGGAAGUCCUCUCGCCUCAAGAGAGUCAGAACAGAACAAUACGCUAGGGGAACAAACCCCACAGAUCAUGGCCGCGCAGAUCGUACUCGAAAGUCAAAAUACGUCCGUUUCGAGGCAGCCAUCGACCGAAGGCUCCAAGAGUUCGAAGCAGACCAGGAGACGUCACAAACAGCUAUCAACAGGAAUGGCAAGCGACCUCAACUUGGCUACGAUCGAAUCGCCAAUGCUCGUCGUCGGCAAUCCAUACCUGACUACGAAGUCAAACAAUCUAAGAAAACGCCUGGACGGUAA
This is a messenger RNA of Letharia columbiana, 363 nucleotides long. RefSeq lists its product as uncharacterized. Lineage: Eukaryota; Fungi; Ascomycota; Lecanoromycetes; Lecanorales; Parmeliaceae. The coding region runs from base 1 to 363 and encodes 120 amino acids. The record is from RefSeq and is a predicted model, not a curated record. The transcript is spliced from 3 exons.